Messenger RNA from Trypanosoma cruzi, 888 nucleotides. Its product is annotated as 90 kDa surface protein, putative. The record is from RefSeq and is a predicted model, not a curated record. The coding region runs from base 1 to 888 and encodes 295 amino acids. The transcript has a single exon. Lineage: Eukaryota; Euglenozoa; Kinetoplastea; Trypanosomatida; Trypanosomatidae.
AUGAUUUGCGGCAUGGGCGACGGAAACUGUGCGCCCGAGGAUGUUCGGAGGCGUAUCAACGGAGGUGCGAAGGAUGGCGUCUUCACAAUCAACGUUACAUCGCCCACUCCAAGCGCGGUGAAGGAUUGGUGGGAACGUAAAGUGGAGUCGAAGGCGGUCACCGUUGCAAAUGUUCCGGCCAAACCUCCGGAAGGACCUCCGAGCCCUCCAGACGACAAGAUUUCUCGUGAAAAAUCAUCCAGAGCGGAUUCUGAAUCUCCUGCUGACGCUGCGGAUUCCGCUGGUGCCCCUUCACUGGCUGGAGCUCCGGGCGGCGUUGGUGUGGGUGUUCCGGCUACACGUCCUGCAGCAGGUACUCCGGGGUCUCAGGAACACAAGGCUCCCGGUGACCCUCCGCUUCCUCCACCCGCAACUCCAGGCGGCGCUGGUGCUAACUCUGCUGCUGGCGCUGCGGCCUCGCAAGCAUCGGAUUCCGCCCCCGCUGGUGAGCUUCAAGGCCCUUCACAUUCUGCCUCUGCUGCUUCUCCUGCAUCCGAAUCCAUACCAGAUCCGGAGCCUACAGAAGGCGGCGGCCAUUCCUCCCAUGACCCUCCAGUGAAGGUGCAGGAAGAGACUGCUGCUGCGCCACCGACUCAGUUGUCCCAGACCGACGAGGACGGGGAUGCAGCGGAAGGCGCUGAAGAGGACACCGCCGCCAACACCACCGACACUGCUUCCACCAGCGAAGUAAAUCCUACGGCGGCAAGCAUGCCGGCUCCCCUUUCCUCUGCGCCCCCAAAGAACGCGCUGGAGAACAGUGUGGGAACUGACGCCUGCUUCCAUGACACCCAUCCGCAUGCCCGGCUGCUGCUUGUUCUGGCUGCGCUCACGUACGGGACACUGGGCUGA